Mizuhopecten yessoensis (Yesso scallop) is the source of this 921-nucleotide messenger RNA. RefSeq lists its product as uncharacterized. The record is from RefSeq and is a predicted model, not a curated record. NCBI's taxonomy places the organism in Eukaryota, Metazoa, Mollusca, Bivalvia, Pectinida, Pectinidae. The transcript has 4 exons. Bases 377 to 706 code for a protein of 109 amino acids.
GUUUGGUGUUUACGUGGCGGCGUGCAGUGUGAUUGUUCUCUGUGUAAUUACGGCGGCGCGUGCUGGUCCGAGUGUAUAUCGAAGUGAGGGGGCGACAGUUGUAUGAACUUUAUACUUUAAAUAGAAGUCGCUUAUUACUCCGCUUCCACUAAACUCGAGACUAUAUCAGACUGAUUAUGUUCGCCGAGAAGUCGACUCCAAGACGUACAUGGAACUUUUAAAGUGAUCACGGACUGGGGUUAUAUAUUAUAUUAUAUAUGCGUAGGUUUUAUACAUAGAUAUAAAAAAAAACUUAGUUGGAUCACGAAUACACCACCAGGACAAUCCGGGACCGACAGACAGCGCCAGACUCCCGCCAACAAGACAGAACUUCGCCAUGGCGCGCGCUAUUGUGUUACUACUACUACAGAUCAUCUACCUAGCAUCAGUAUCAAGCACACAGCGCAGGUCGAUACCUGACACGACAUAUCUCCGCCUGGUGGAGGCGCUUUGUUCUGACGACGACGGACUCAUCAGGAAAAGUUGUUUACAAAAUGUUUCAAAAGGAACCUUUAUAGACGAUAUCUUUUCAAGAAUAUUCGAUCAAGGAUAUGGCGGAAAAAACAACAAGGGUGGACGACAUCAGGACGCGGAUAUUGGCCGGGCGGAAACGCUCUCUGUCAAGCGGGGAAGGGAAAGGACAUCGGGUUUCUAUAGCAACUGGUGACACUUCCGGUUGUUUGUCAUCAUGUGACAUUGACAAUGUGAUGUGGAAAUUAAUAUGUUUUUGAGAAUGCAAUAAACAUGAUUUGUAUAAAGCAAUGGCUGACUAGUCUAUUUAGGAUGCAACUACCCAACAUUACCACCGGUUAAGCAGAGAGCUAAUUGUGUAUUUUUUUAAUGUUAUUUUGUGCUAUCCUGUUUCUUCACUAGAAUUUUAGA